ACCCUGAGGCGGCACUGUGCUGCAUUUCACAAGGCUGACUAUCGCAGCUGGUGCAGCAAGAAUAACUUCAAAUCCAUGCUCCCAGAUGACAUAGAGGCUAGAAAUACUGCCGCUUCACUUGCCACCAUGACUCAGGGCAGUCUAGAUGGCCAUGUUCGUGCAAUUGAACCAGGUGAACAAGUGGUGCCCUAUUCCAGUUCGCUUUUUCGAGAGGCAGCUGUUGAUUGGCUUACUGCCACAAAUCAGCCAAUUAGAGCACUUGAGCAUUCAAGCUUCAAGUACAUGAUAGAUGUUGCAUCUAGGGCAACAAAAGGUCUUAUUAUCCCCAAUCGUCGAGCCACCAGGGGCGAAAUCAUCCUAAGAUUCAAGAGAAGAAUGACUUUCUUAAAAGAGCGCCUCAAUGUGAGUAUCCUCCUUAUUUUUCUGCUCUAA
Molecule: messenger RNA, 432 nt
Organism: Coniophora puteana RWD-64-598 SS2
Lineage: Eukaryota; Fungi; Basidiomycota; Agaricomycetes; Boletales; Coniophoraceae
Exons: 3
Source: RefSeq, a predicted model, not a curated record